This is a messenger RNA of Pisolithus orientalis, 1880 nucleotides long. Its product is annotated as acyl-CoA dehydrogenase/oxidase. Gene Ontology annotation, molecular function: heme binding; acyl-CoA dehydrogenase activity; flavin adenine dinucleotide binding. Bases 198 to 1757 code for a protein of 519 amino acids. The transcript has 19 exons. The record is from RefSeq and is a predicted model, not a curated record. Lineage: Eukaryota; Fungi; Basidiomycota; Agaricomycetes; Boletales; Pisolithaceae.
AACACAGUCAAUCCGAAUAAGGCAACUCCGCAAUCUAAGGACGUGGGCGAGGUCACGUGACGACACAGGCUUAUGACGCCGGCGAAGGUGUCUUACGAGGACGCCUGCAGUUGUUUAAAUAGCGUCCUCGCAACGAUGCAUCAAGCGCCAAAUCACAUCUUACCAACGAAUUUUAUUCAAGUUCUGUAGCUGAAACUAUGGCUGCAAGAGAGCUCAAGGAGUUUACCCUCGAAGAGGUUGCGCAGCAUAAUAAACCCGGCGAUCUGUGGGUCGUCAUCGACUCGAAGGUGUACGACCUGACGCAGUUCAAGGACCUCCACCCUGGCGGUAUAGCUGUGCUGAUUGAUAAAGGAGUCGCCGGGAAGGUUGCCACAGACGCUUUCUAUGGGCUUCACCGACAUGAGGUGUUGGAGCGUCCGCAGUACAAACGCCUCCAGAUCGGCACAAUCAAAGCGCAGAAGAGUGUCAUAUUCGGUCGCAAGAUUGGUGAACUGAGUCAAGUACCUUAUGCCGAACCCACUUGGCUUUCUCCAGGAUAUCACAGUCCGUACUACUCAGAUAAUCAUCGACAGUUCCAAAAGGCUGUCAGGCUGUUCGUAGAUGAAGUCGUGUAUCCCGAUGCUCAGCUCCGGGAGGAAGACGGCAAGCGACCAAGUCAGGUUGUCUUUGACAAAAUGGCAGACAUGAACUUGCAUGCAAUGCGACUUGGUCCUGGAAAACACCUCAAGGGCCGUGUAUUGAUGGGUGGUAUCGUCAAGCCAGAAGAGUUUGAUUAUUUCCAUGGGUUGAUCAUCACACAGGAGCUUGUGAGAUGCAGUGCACGAGGUUACGGUGAUGGCAUGCUCAGCGGGAAUGUCAUCGGUCUGCCCCCCGUACUCAACUUCGGCUCUCCAGAGCUUCAGGCUCGCAUCGUACCAGAUAUCCUGGCUGGGAAGAAGUUCAUCUGCCUCGCCGUUUCCGAGGCAGUGGCCGGGAGCGACGUCAUGGGACUUCAGACGACAGCUGUCUUAAGUGAAGAUGGCAAGGAGUGGAUCAUCAACGGAACAAAGAAGUGGAUUACCAAUGGCACGUUCGCUGAUUACUUCACGGUGGCAUGCAGAACCGAUGAUGGGCUUACCGUCAUAUUGGUCGAGCGUGGACCUGGCAUCGAGACGCGCCAAAUCAAGACAAGUUACUCCACUUCCGCGGGAACGGCAUACAUCACGUUUGACAACGUCCGGGUACCGACUAGCAACACCCUAGGAGAAGUUGGUGGUGGUAGCUUCGUUAUCCUUAGCAACUUCAACCACGAGCGUUGGUCCGUUUGCUGCAGCUCAACAAGUGCUCAGCGCAUGAUGAUUGAAGAAUGUCUGAAGUGGGCGACGCAACGGAAGGCAUUUGGAAAGCCACUCAUCUCACAGCCGGUCAUCCGCGCUAAGAUUGCAGCGAUGAUCGCACGGACCGAGAGCAUGCAGAGCUGGCUAGAGAGCAUCACGUAUCAAAUGACGCAUAUGACAUACAAACAACAAUCUCAGAAGUUGGCCGGUCCGAUAGCAUUUUUGAAGAGCUACAGCACGCGGUGUGCACAAGAUACCGCUCGAGAUGCCGUUCAAGUGUUUGGUGGCCGUGGUAUCACCAAAACAGGCAUGGGCAAAUUUGUCGAGCGUUACUACCGGACUGUCACGUUUGAUUCCCUUCUCGGAGGAGCCGAAGACGUCUUGGCCGAUCUUGGUGUGCGACAGGCAAUAAGAGCGAUGCCGAAGAAUGCCAAACUGUAGUCACCGCACACCGACUCCGCGAACACCCACUGUAAAGGGAAGACGGGUUGUUCAUUUGCUAGACCGCGUGUAAUGUUUGCCUGUAAUAAAUUUCAUUAUGCCUCAACUAUGCAAUCCCUUCCC